This is a messenger RNA of Fusarium keratoplasticum, 1590 nucleotides long. Its product is annotated as MFS domain-containing protein. Gene Ontology annotation, cellular component: membrane. Bases 1 to 1590 code for a protein of 529 amino acids. NCBI's taxonomy places the organism in Eukaryota, Fungi, Ascomycota, Sordariomycetes, Hypocreales, Nectriaceae. Gene Ontology annotation, molecular function: carbohydrate:proton symporter activity. Gene Ontology annotation, biological process: carbohydrate transport; transmembrane transport. The transcript is spliced from 11 exons. The record is from RefSeq and is a predicted model, not a curated record.
AUGCAGCAGGACAAACAAGACACCGAGAUGGUGGAGCGUCGCGACUCCGGGGACGCGGCCACCAUGCCCGUGAUGCGGUCCAGGUUUGACGACCUUAGCGUCUGGCAGAGUGUGCGUCGCUACAAGCACGUCGGCCUCAUCGCCAUGACUGCAGCCUUCUGUGCCUCUUUGGAUGGUUAUCAGAUCAAUCUCAACGGUGGCAUCGUCUCCAACAAGGGCUUCAUCCGCCAGUUUUCCAGUCCCGGAACAACCAUCAUUGCUGGCAAAUACAUCUCAGCUUGGGGCGGUAUCCAGUCUGCUGGCCAAACUGUCGGUCAAGUUCUUCUUCAAUAUGCUACUGACGGUCUGGGCCGCAAGCCUGCGCUCCUAAUUAUUUGGAUCACCCUUGCCGCUAGUAUCUUCGCCGAGACAUUUGCUACCGCCUGGGAUCACUGGCUGGUCGCGAAGCUUCUCUCUGGUAUGGGUGUUGGUAUGCUCCAGUCGACCAUGCCUCUGUAUCUCUCAGAGAUCUCGCCCACUCAGCUAAGGGGUUUCUUCAUCAACGCGUAUACCUUCUGGUUUGUCCUCGGUCAACUCUUCGCUUCUGUCGCCCUCAACAGGCUCAACGCCAGCAACCCAUACGACUUCCGUGAUGCCAUCUACACACAGUGGGGAAUGAUUGGCCUGAUUUUGAUCAUCUUCCUCCUCCUCCCAGAGAGUCCUUGGUGGCUGGCUAGCAAAGGCAAAACAGACCAGGCCGCCAAGGUUCUGCGCCUGUGCUACGGACGCGUUGAGGGCUACGACGUCCAGGAACAAAUUGACAUUAUGACAGCCACGGUCGCAAUGGAGCGCGCGCAAGCUGAGCGAGACCAAGAGGUCGGUCCAUGGGCAGUCUUCCGUGGCCGCAACCUCAUCCGGUUCAUCAUUGCUGGAUGGCCCAAGGUUACCCAGCAGUUCGUAGGCCUAGCCGUCUUCAACACCUACGCGACAUAUUUCUUUCAAUACGCUGGCAACAAGGAUCCCUUCCUCGUGACCCUGAUUCUUUCCAGUGUUCAGCUCAUUUCCAUGAUCGCUACAGCCACUCUCACUGAUCAAGUCGGUCGCCGGCCAUUGACGGUAUAUCCCUACGCCGUCACUGUUGUAUCGGUUCUGUGCCUUGGCAUUAUUGGCUGCUUUGACUAUACUGCCAAGGCCACAAGCUCCCUUCUCAUCUUCUUUGCCUGCCUCGCAACCUUCUCGACUACUGGCGCCUCGGCCAUCGGCUACGCCUACGCUACCGAGAUUCCUCAACAGCGCCUCCGCGCCAGAACGGCUGGAUGGUCUCUUGCCGUGUCCAACAUGAUCGCCAUCAUGUUCAGUUUCUGCACGCCUCUGAUGAUCAAUGGUUCUGUGACUCAUUGGGGUGUUAAGACCGGAUUUUUCUUUGCGGGAACAGGCACUGUCGCCGUCGUGAUCGCGUGGUUCAUUCUGCCCGAGGUUGCCCGCCGAACGCCUGGUGAAAUUGAUGAAAUGUUUGAGAAGAAGGUCAGUCUUCGUGGCUUUAAGAACUACGUCACCGAGGUUCAGCUCAACGCAGAGCACCACCAAGACAAGACACAGGGCGAGGCUUGA